AUGAGGGCAGGAAAAGUCUUCCUCUACAUGGCUAUAGUUCUCUCUGCACACUGCAUUUCUGUACUGUUCACCCUAGAAAUCAAUAAGAGUUGUAAAUACAACUUUAUGAACAGUGCCCCGAAUGUGCAACACACAACUAAAGUGCGCGCAACGGGAGGAAGAAGUGGAGGUAAGAUAAUAGGACAUGGUCAUGCUUACCCCUCAAACGAGAUUCACAAUGAUGACUUAAAAAAAUAUAUUGAUACCAGCGACGAAUGGAUUAGAACCCGAACAGGAAUUAAAAAAAGAAGGAUUCUAAAACGGAAUGAAAACAUAUCAAUGCUGCAGAUAGAAAGCGCUAAUCAGGCUCUUAAAAACUGCUCGAUGAACCCGUUAAGUGUAGACAUGAUUAUCAACGCGUCAUCCACACCUCAUAAUUUGUUCGGUGACGCAAACAACAUUAGUAACAAGCUUGGGUGCAAAAAUAGCGUUAACAUGGACUUAACGGCGGCGUGUUCAGGAUUCGUUUUCGCCUUUGCUACGGCGUAUAACUUUUUAUCCAAGUAUAAGAACAUCCUCAUCGUUGGCAGCGACGCGCUAAGCAACUUUGUAGACUGGAGGGACCGCAACACAUGUGUUUUAUUUGGAGACGCCGCAGGAGCCGUCGUGUUACAAAGAACAGAACCAAAUGAAGAAAACCACAUAUAUGAUUAUUCCCUAGGAUCGAACAGCGAACUAAAUGAUCUAUUAACCAUCAACUUCGAAUGCGAUAACUACAAUUUGGAAAACCCAAAUAAAAACAAAUAUGGAAAAUUGAAUAUGAAUGGGAAAGAAGUAUUUAAGUACACCAUUUGUAAUUUGCCAAAGAUUGUCCUAAAAGCUACACAAGAGGCUAACAUAAAAAUGGAGCAGAUUGACUACUUUAUAUUUCAUCAGGCUAACAUACGAAUUAUAGAGACUGUAUCAAAAAGUUUGGACAUUCCCCUAUCCAAGAUCCUGGUUAACCUAGACGAGCACGCGAACACGUCCGCCGCCUCCAUCCCCUUGUGCCUAUCAGAAAACAUACACAACGGGAAAAUCAAAAGGGGUGACGUCAUAUGCAUGUGUGGCUUCGGAGCAGGCAUGUCAUACGGAUGUGUCAUAUUUAAAUAUUAA
This is a messenger RNA of Plasmodium coatneyi, 1134 nucleotides long. Its product is annotated as Beta-ketoacyl-acyl carrier protein synthase III. Gene Ontology annotation, molecular function: beta-ketoacyl-acyl-carrier-protein synthase III activity; 3-oxoacyl-[acyl-carrier-protein] synthase activity. The record is from RefSeq and is a predicted model, not a curated record. Lineage: Eukaryota; Apicomplexa; Aconoidasida; Haemosporida; Plasmodiidae. Bases 1 to 1134 code for a protein of 377 amino acids. Gene Ontology annotation, biological process: fatty acid biosynthetic process. The transcript has 8 exons.